CCGGAAGUGAUCGUGCGCGGACACGCUGCGUGCAGUGGUACUCCCGGCGGCUCUGUGAGGCGCUGACGGAGAAGAACCACCGGAGGAGGACGGUUUCAUUAAGAUGAGAGAGUUCUGGCCGGCAGCAGCAGAGAGGAGUGAACCGGCCUUGGAGGAAAGCUAACCCACGAAUGGCCUGCCAGUCUGUCGCUGUAGUCAUGGACGAGCAGGCCCUGCUGGGGCUCAACCCGAACGCCGAUGCCCGCUACAGGCAGAGGGCUAUGGCUUACUUCGAGCAGCUGAAGGAGUCUCAGGACGCUUGGGAGGUUUGUGCUGAGGCUCUCGCCAAAGGGAUUUACAGUGAUGACCACGUCAAAUUCUUCUGCUUCCAAGUCUUGGAGCAUCAGACCAAGUUCAGACAUUGCAGUUUGAGUGCUGUUCAGCAGCAGCUCAUCAGAGAGACUCUGAUGAAGUGGCUCCAGUUUCAGCUGAUGAACACUCAGCCCGAGAAGGCCUUCAUCAGGAACAAGGCAGCACAGGUGUUCGCCCUCACCUUCGUCAUGGAGUACCUGACUCUGUGGCCCAAGUUCUUCUUCGACAUCCUGUCCCUGGUGGGUCUGAACCCCCACGGAGUCGACAUCUACCUGAGGACACUGAUGGCCAUUGAUGCCGAGGUGGUGGACAGAGACAUCCUGCACACGCCGGAGGAGACUCGCAGGAACACGCUGAUCAAAGACAGCAUGAGGGAGCAGUGCAUCCCCAGCCUGGUGGAGUCCUGGUUCCAGAUCCUGCAGACGUACCAGCAGUCCCACCCCGAGCUCACCUGUCAGUGCUUGGAGGUGGUCGGAGCCUACGUGUCCUGGAUCGACCUCAACCUCAUCGCCAAUGACAGGUUCGUGAACCUGCUGCUGAGCCAGAUGUCCAUGGAGGAGCUGAGGGAGGAGGCCUGCGACUGCCUGUUUGAAAUUGUCAACAAGGGAAUGGAUCCAGUGGACAAAACCAAGCUGGUGGAGUCUCUGUGCCAAGUGCUACAGUCAGCAGGCUUCUUCAACGUGGAGCAGGAGGAGGAUGUGGACUUCCUGGCCAAGUUCUCAAGGCUGGUGAACGGCAUGGGUCAGAGUCUGGUGCUGAGCUGGACCAAGCUGGCGAAAACCGGCAACGUGAAGGACGCAUCGGAGACGCUGCAGGCCGUGGAGGCCAAAGUGCCUCUGCUGCUGCAGCUGCUGGUGCACGAGGAUGACGACAUCUCGGCCAACAUCGUCGGCUUCUGCUACGAGUACCUGCACGUCCUCAAACAGCUUCCUCAGCUGACAGACCAGCAGAAAGCGAACAUCGAGGCCAUCAUGCUCGCUGUAAUGAAAAAACUCACGUACGAUGACGAGUACAACUUUGAGAACGAGGGCGAGGACGAGGCAAUGUUUGUGGAGUACAGGAAGCAGCUGAAGAUGCUUUUGGAUCGACUCGCUCAGGUUUCACCGGAGCUGCUGCUGGAAGCCGUCCGCCGCGUCUUCACCAACACGAUGCAGAACUGGCAGACAGCACCCUUCAUGGAGGUGGAGGUCGCCAUUAGGCUGCUCUACAUGCUGGGUGAGGCCUUACCAGCGGCGCAUGGUGCCCACUUCUCUGGAGACACGGCCAAGACGAGCGCCCUGCAGGACAUGAUGAGGACGCUGGUUUCCUGCGGUGUCAGCAGCUACCAGCACACCUCCGUCGCUCUGGAGUUCUUUGAAACGGUUGUGCGAUACGACAAGUUCUUCAUCGUGGAGCCACAGCACAUUCCUGGCGUGCUGAUGGCGUUCCUGGACCAGCGAGGCUUGAGACACAACAGCCCGAAGGUCCGCAGCAGGGUGGCCUACCUGUUCUCCAGAUUCAUCAAAACCCUACAUAAACACAUGAAUGCCUUCGUCGAGGACAUCCUGACAAGGAUUCAGGACCUGCUGGAGCUCACUCCACCUGAAAACGGUUUCCCGGCGCUCCUGACCAGCGACGACCAGCUCUUUAUGUUUGAGGCAGCCGGCAUCCUCAUCGUCAACAGCGAGAGCCCUGUGGAGAGGAAGCAGGCACUGAUGAGGAGCCUGCUGACACCGCUGAUGGACGCCUUCCGCCUGCUACUCGCCAAACUCCCCCAGGAGACUGAGGAGGAGCGUCAGACCGCCCUCGCCGACUGCCUGAGUCACGCCGUCGGCUUCGCCAGCCGGACCAGCAAAGCGUUCAGCAACAAGCAGACAGUGAAGCAGUGUGGCUGCACCGAGGUGUACCGGGACUGCCUGCAGGCCUUCCUGCCCGCACUCAGCUGCCCUGUGCAACGGAGCGUGCUGCGCAGCUCCGUGCGUUCGUUCCUGCACCGCAUGAUCAUCUGCAUGGAGGAGGAGGUGCUGCCCUUCGUCCCCGCCGCCUCAGAGCACAUGCUGAAGGACUGCGAGGCCAAAGAUCUACAGGAGUUCAUCCCACUCAUCAGCCAGAUCACCGCCAAGUUUAAGCGGCAGGUGUCUCCCUUCCUGCAGCAGAUCUUCAUGCCCCUCGUCCUUGCCAUCUUUGAGGUUCUGGCACGCCCGGCAGAAGAGAACGACCAGACAGCGGCACUGGAGAAGCAGAUGCUGAGGAGGAGUUACUUCAGCUUCAUCCAGACCAUCGCAGGAAGUGGGAUGAACGAGGUGAUGGCCAAUCAGGGGGCGGAGAACAUGGAGCGCAUCGUGUUCACCAUCAUUCAGGGCGCUGUCGACUUCCCCGACCCCAUCGCGCAGAAGACCUGCUUCAUCAUCCUCACCAAACUGGUGGAGCUGUGGGGAGGUAAAGACGGCAUGGUGGGCUUCCCUGACUUUAUCUACAAACACAUCGUCCCAGCCUGUUUCCUGGCUCCCCUCAAACCGACCUUUGACCUCUCAGAUGCACAGACGGUCCUGGUGCUGUCGGAGUGCGCUCUCACACUGAAGAUGAUUCAUCUCAAACGGGGACUCGAAUUCAUCCAGUUCUUGCAGCAGGAGUACCUGCCAUCGCUCCAAGUGGCCCCGGAAAUUUCACAGGAGCUCUGCCAGGUUCUCCAGCAGCCUGACGUCAAAGUCCUGAAAAACUACAUUAAGGCGUUCUUCCAGCGAGGAAAACUGUAGGGAAAAAAACUGGAAGUUCACGGGGACUGAAGGACUCUUCACAGGAAGUGGUCAUACUGCCACUCAACAAUUGAAAAAUACAGGACCUUAGCAUAGGCGCUGCUCUUGCACUUAGAAUUAAAUGCAUAACAAAGCCCAGCUUGUCUAAGUCGGGGACGCGGAACGAAGCCCGGUGAAACCCCUCCCUCUGAGAUCAGCUGCUCAUGUGCAGGAGCGCCACGUCUGCUCAGAAACGUGGAGAACUUUGUGGAUGCCAUGAGGAAAGGGCUUUUUUCUUUUUUUUUUCCCUUCUUUUUCUUUUUCAGGAGAGGACGCCUCUUGUCGGGAAAAGAUUGGGUAAUUAUCCUCAGUGACCUUCUAGGUUAGAAGAAUCGAUAGCUUUACACUCACAUUAGAAACCACAUUUCAGAACAGGCUAGACUGAGUUUUAUAAGAAGGAAGAAUAAAAAGGGCUGACGCAUUAUUCUUAUUUAAAAUGUGGCUUUUUGUUUUGUUUUUGUUUUUUUUAAACAUGCUGAGGAGUGAACGGUUGGUUUUAGGUUUGAAGUGAAACGUUACAGCCCGACUCGAUCUGCAGAUCAAGUAUUAUCUUGUUACCUGAUCAGACAGAGAUCCUCGGCAUGGAUUUUAAAACCGAAGACGUGACGGAAAUAGACACCACAUUUUUGUUUGCUGGAUGUGGCUCUUUUUUUUUUUUAAUUUCAGAUGGAAAUGAAAAUGUAAUGGAGGAACAAAGUGUAAAUAAGAGAAUAAGAUGUUAAAAAUGUAAAUAAAAUUCCUAGGUUUAGUUUCUUUUUGUUUUUUAAAUAUUCAUUCCCAUCUGGAAUCCGUGUGCGGAGGCCCAUUUAUGCCAGGGAAAAAAAUGUAAUAUAAAAGUUAAAAUUUCUGAUUUGUGGCAUCAAAAGUUUAUACAAAAAAUUAAAUAUGCGUUCUUAAAUUUUUUUUUUGUUUAUAAAUCGAUUGAGUAUUCAUUUAAAUUCACUUUCAGAAUGAACAUUUUUUCCAGGUAUUUUCUUAUAAAUGCAACUUGAUGAGUAUUAACACAAUUUUGUAUUUGUUUUUUGAAUUUUUUUUUGUUCAACCUUAUGGUGACUCAAUGCGUAAAAAUUUGGUUUCCUUAAUUUCAUAAAAAGUGAAUAUUUAAACUUACUAUAAAGCGUGACUUUAAAGUAAAACUAUAAAUUUCACAGAUGUAACUUUUACACAAAACAUUUGACCCACACUAUUAGUUUUACUACUUCAAUACAAAAAUCAUGUAAAUUGAAUUAAUCAGUACAUGGUUAUAUUUAUUAUUGCACUGACUCACAUCUUUAAAAAAAAACCAUUUCGUUUGAUAAAUUUAAAAAUUACAAUUUGCAAAAGUUGCAAGUUAUUCUGUUGUGACUUAAAAGCUUGCUGUGGCUUUUUGUUUGGUUUAUUUCCUCGACCUUAAAGUCACAGUUUUAGGUUGUUUGAAAUUAAAAAUUUAACAGGUGUGAUCUGAAAGCAAACAUAAAUAUGUUUAUUAUUCCGAAAGUUUAUCAGGUUAUUAACUGCUUUGAUGUAUUUAGUCAAACAUGAGUGACUUUUUUGAUUGAGUAAUUAACAUUUUUGAUGCAGUUUCUCAAUAUUUUGAGGUUUGCUGUAUUCAGUUAAGUUGUGAGUUUCUAUGACUUUCACAGAUUUUAUAUUAUUCAUAUCAUCAAUUUAUUAAUUAAAUAUUUUGUUCUAGUCUCUUAUAGUUUAACG
Molecule: messenger RNA, 4814 nt
Organism: Pelmatolapia mariae (spotted tilapia)
Lineage: Eukaryota; Metazoa; Chordata; Actinopteri; Cichliformes; Cichlidae
Gene: xpot
Product: exportin, tRNA (nuclear export receptor for tRNAs)
Exons: 24
Coding region: 171-3086 (971 amino acids)
Biological process (GO): tRNA re-export from nucleus
Cellular component (GO): nuclear pore; cytoplasm; nuclear matrix
Molecular function (GO): tRNA binding; small GTPase binding
Source: RefSeq, a predicted model, not a curated record